UCGCCGAACGUCCGACAAAGGCCGGACGUGGGCGCUGCCGCGCACAGCGCGCGCGCAGCACGCUUGAUACGGAAGUGGUUGUCGAGGCCGAAGAGUGGUCGGGGGUGACCGAUGGUCGAACGGGCGAAAGGUGCGCAUCGGGCGGUGAUGCGCGAGAGCCGGUGGUCAGUACGCGGUCGGCAUGGGGUGCACGCGGGUGCACGGUAGGCGAGCAGGCCGCGGACAUUGGGUGGUACGCGCAGGCAGCGAGCAGCGGGCGAGCUGGGCGCGCGGGUGAAGGUCACGCGGGCGGCAACCGAAACCUCGCAGGUGUAGGAGUACGGGGCAGCGGGGCGUACGCGCGCGAGAUUAACGGACGAGGUGAUGGGCGCGCGACAGCUCGCGAGUGGGAGACAGGCGCGAGCGCAGGCCUAUGCGCGGAAGGAAUAGGAGGGGCUGGAAGCGACGCGCGCGACACG
Messenger RNA from Striga hermonthica, 458 nucleotides. NCBI's taxonomy places the organism in Eukaryota, Viridiplantae, Streptophyta, Magnoliopsida, Lamiales, Orobanchaceae. The record is from the annotation of a GenBank genome assembly.